Messenger RNA from Myodes glareolus (Bank vole), 990 nucleotides. Lineage: Eukaryota; Metazoa; Chordata; Mammalia; Rodentia; Cricetidae. The record is from RefSeq and is a predicted model, not a curated record.
AUGGAGGACCAUGAUCCAAAAGAACCAGUACAGUUGAGGAAACUGUUUAUUGGUGGUCUGAGCUUUGAAACCACAGAUGAUAGCUUAAGAGAACAUUUUGAGAAAUGGGGCACACUUAAGAACUUUGUGAUAAUGAAAGAUCCCCAAACAAAACUUUCCAGGAGCUUUGGUUUUGUGACCUACUCUUGUGUUGAACAGGUGGAUGCUGCAAUGUGUGCUCAGCCACACAAAGUUGAUAAACAUGUGCUGGAACCAAAGAGAUCUAUUUCUAAAGAGAAAUAUGUAAAGCCUGGUGUCCAUUUAACAGUGAAGAAAAUAUUUGUUGGUGGUGUUAAAGAACAUACAGAAGAGUAUAACCUGAGAUACUACUUUGAAAAGUAUGGCAAGAUUGAAACCAUAGAAGUUAUGGAAGACAGGCAGAGUGGGAAAAACAGAGGAUUUGCUUUUGUGACUUUUGAUGACCAUGACACAGUUGAUAAGAUUUUUGUUCAGAAAUACCACACUAUUAAUGAACAUAAUUGUGAAGUGAAAAUGGCUCUUUCUAAACAAGAGAUGCAGUCUGCUGGAUCACAACGUGGAGGUGGAUCUGGUAAUUUUACAGAUCGUAGAGUGAACUUUGGAGGUGGUAGAAGUAAUUUUGGUCAUGGUGGAUACUUUGGUGGAAGAGGAGGCUAUGAUGGUGGAGGUGGUGGAAGCAGAGGUAGUUAUGGAAGUUGUGAUGGUGGAUAUAAUGGACUUGGAGGUGAUGGUGGCAACCAUCACUUAAUAUCAAUGGACUCAGUAGAGGCUCAAAUCAACGAGGAUCUGCAGGCCAAAAAGAAAAUCAAUAUGCUGGUCAUUGUUCCCAGGUCACCAGAUCACCAAGAGAGCAGCGGAGAGGGCACCUCUAAGAGUGUCUUAUCCCUCCAGCAAAUCAGCUGUCUUCCUGAUCAUAUUCGACAAGGAGAGAGAUUCAAAGACUGGACUGUAACCAGUGCACACUCCACAUAA